Molecule: messenger RNA, 1664 nt
Organism: Chara braunii
Lineage: Eukaryota; Viridiplantae; Streptophyta; Charophyceae; Charales; Characeae
Source: the annotation of a GenBank genome assembly
GCUUACGAAGAUGUUACUCGCUCUAUGGUGGAAGCCUAUCGCGAGGACUGGUUUAUGUCUGAGAUCAUACGCAGACUCGAGGCGAAGGACAAAGUGACUUCUGCCGAGUUUGAGUUGGUCAACGGACUUUUGUUCCUUGAGAAGGCAGGGAAUAAACGUCUGCGUGUGCCAGAUAGGGAGUCUUUGCGUAGUUUAUUUUUAGGCGAGUGUCAUGAUGCCACCGAACAUUUUGGCUUCAAGAAGACUGCAGCCAAUCUGCUGCAACGGUUCUGGCGGCCCACGAUGAUGAGAGAUGCCAAGCUGUACGUGGAGACUUGUCAGGUCUGUCAGAGAGACAAGCCCCAUACACAAGCCCCUCUUGGGCUCCUCAAGCCCCUUUCGAUUCCGAAAAGGCCCGAUGAGAGCCUGUCUAUGGACUUCAUGGACACGCUGGUCACCAGCAAGAGUGGAAUGAGACACAUCUUUGUUAUCGUGGAUAGGUUUACUGCAGAACAGGGGAAACAGCUGCAGAUGACUUCUGGGAACCAUCCCGAGGCCAAUGGCCAAGCAAAGCAGCCUAACCGCGCUGUACAACACCUGUUGCGGCAUUACAUCAAGCCCAAUCAGGUGGACUGGGAUGAGAAACAUGCUCUCAUCACCAGCCUGUAUAACAAUGCUGUGCACAGCGCAACUGGAGUAAGUCCUAAUAGUCUGCUACUGACUUUCAAGCCCAGACUGCCCCUAGACUUUCUGCCACCUGACAAUCAGUCAACUGCUGCACCCGGCACCCUUGAGUUUGCCUAUCACUAUGAACAACUGAUGCAGCAGGCAGUAGAACAGAUGCACAAGGCACAGGCGGCAAUGAUAGAAUCUGAGAACAAACACCGCCGCCCUUCUACAUUUCACAAAGGGGACAGAGUCUGGGUAAAAUCCUCAGAACUGGGACAGGAGCACGGGAUCUCCCGUAAGCUCAUGCCACAAUACUUUGGACCAUGGGAAGUUCUAAAUGUUGUUGGGGAAGAUCCGGAUGGGCCAUCCUAUGUUAUUCGAAUCCCUGGUCAUCUCCGCACUUAUCCUGUCUUUCACGCCUCCAAGCUUGCACCAUUCAAGGAAACUGACCAGUUUCCCUCUCGUCACUCUAUGCUGCCCCCACCAAGGGAUGGAGAGGUCGACAUCGACGACAUUGUUGAUCACAGGGAGAUGCCAGUUCCAAGACCGACAGGCAGAGGACGUCCUCCGAAACCGAAGCUGCAGUACCGGGUUCGGUUCAGACAUCACACUGAUCCAAAGGAGGAUAGAUGGUUCACACGGGAGGAGCUGAUGCAGACCGCUCCACAGGUUGUCGCUCUCUACGAGAAGUCUCUGCAGAAAGGAAAACGCCAGAUUAUCGAAGAUUGAACUUCUCAGAGGACUGUCGAAGUAUGGAGGAGGGAAUGCGAGGCAUAGGGCCUCGAUAUGCCCUACAGGGCCCAAUUUGCACACAGUCGGCCGCCCUAAGUGAAGGCAGGCACGACCGAGGCCCUACAGGGCAUUUCAGGGUCACCCCGCAACUGGGGAAAUUCAAGCAGUUGCGCAGCGCCAGUCGGUUGGAAGCACCCAGGACCAGGCUGCCUUUCAUUGCAUGUAACUAAGGCAGGCCCUGGGCCGGAUACACAAAGUGGACCGAACAAAGGCUGAGGGCAGUU